This is a messenger RNA of Phaedon cochleariae (mustard beetle), 3550 nucleotides long. Lineage: Eukaryota; Metazoa; Arthropoda; Insecta; Coleoptera; Chrysomelidae. The record is from the annotation of a GenBank genome assembly.
CAGAAGUCAGUUGGAGUAUACUACCUGUUGGACAAACAAUACCAACGCAAUACAGGUCGAGCCAAAAUGUCGGUGUAUCUACCUGUUACGAUCUCCUUUGUGUUGGUACCUUUCGAUAGAUUGCACCUGUUGCUUAAUGCUUCAUGAAAGGGUACUACUGAACGUUUAGUACCUUUUCUUGGGAAACCAACAUGAUUUCCAGUGAUUAUGUGUUGGAACUUUGCAAUGUGUUUUACUCAGGCCAGGUUGAACCAGGGUCCUGUGUACAGAGAGUUAUAGGAAACAUAAAAACAGGCGUUAUACUCAAAGAUGUCUCAAUGGUCGUGCAUUCUGGAGAGGUUCUAGCGGUACUAGGAUCGAAAGGGAGUGGUAAGAAAGCUCUUUUAGAUGUGAUAUCACGGAGGGCUCAAGGCCCUGUAAGGGGUCAAAUUCUUCUCAACAAUCAUCCUAUGAGCAUGUGUCUUUUUCAACAAAGGUGUGCUUAUGUUACACACAAAUGUGAUCUUCUGCCUGGUCUAACAGUGGAACAAACUUUGUAUUAUACACCGACAAAGGUUUCUGGAUAUACAAAGAGAUCGAAAGUGAAGCAAGUGAUGGCAGAUUUGGCAUUGUCGCAAGUAUCCAAUAGAUGCACGGAAGACUUGACUCAUAGCGAAUAUAGAAGACUGAUGAUUGGUGUACAACUGAUAAAAGAUCCAGUUGUACUGCUGUUGGACGAACCAACAUGGGAUCUGGACCCAUUGAACACUUAUCUGGUUGUAUCCAUCUUGUCCAACGCUGCUAAAAAGUAUGGUACAGCCGUUGUUUUGACCAUGGAGAAGCCCAGAUCUGACGUGUUUCCUUUUUUGGAGAGAGUGCUUUACUUGUGCCUCGGGGACGUGGUUUAUACAGGGGGCACCAGACAGAUGCUAGAAUAUUUCAAUGCCAUCGGGUUUCCUUGUCCACAAUUGGAGAAUCCGCUAAUGUACUAUCUUUGCCUUUCGACCGUGGAUAGAAGAUCUAGAGAAAGAUUUAUGGAAAGCAACCACCAAAUAGCAGCCUUAGUAGACAAAUUCAAAAUAGAAGGCGGUGUUUUCAGGAAAGGAUCUACAAUCACAGGCCUCAGUCACAAUAUUGAACAUGGAAUGCAUACCAAUAAAAUACCUUUGUUGAUUGGUAAACCUGGGUUGUUUUCCACUGGGUGGAACAUCUACAUGAGGUUGUUGAUUGCUACUCUGAGUUUCAAACGAGCAGGAUUCCGGCAAAUAUUCCUGCGUCUAUUCCUGCUACCUGUGUUUUUCUUCAUGCUGUGGAUUUUCUAUAGGGAAAUGAAGGAUUUGCAACAUACUUUCAUCAGCAGGAGCGGGCUGAUUCUCAAUUGUCUGGCUGGGGUGUAUUUCGUUGGUAUCAUCAACACCAUUUUAAUGUAUCCUACUUAUAGAACCAGGUAUUUUCAAGAAUCUCAAGAAGGUCUAUAUGGAGGAACACUCUUUUUACUGACUUACAAUCUGGUGUCCAUCCCAUUUUCGUUUCUGACAACUUUAGCAGCAAGCGCAAUAGUAUAUUCAUUGGUUGGAAGUUUUGAUUCGUCUAUGGAGUAUUUUUACUUCAGUCUCGUUCUAUGGGCCUGCUACAUAUUCACAGAACAACAAACCAUGGCGAUUCUCAUGAUUGUGAAGGACAAUUUCACAGCAGCUAUUGCCAGUAUUUAUAUUACAGCGGUUUGCAUCACAUUGAGCAGUGGAAUUUUGAGGUCUAUCAAGGGACUCCAGGACUGGCUAUACUAUCUGACUUUUGCAACACAAGUCAGAUACGCCUCAGCAUUUCUGAACCGAAAAGUUUUCACCAACCCCCUUCUCAAUCAAGCCCUUCCAUUUGAUUUACGGCAAAACUGCACCAACAUGAACUUGGUAGAUGCAUCGUUGCUUAGUGGGGUGAGCAACCCUUACUGCCGAUAUGCGAACGGUCUAGCUUUUUUGACAGAGCGGUACAGUAGAGAUCCCACAGAUGUCAUCUUCAGCGGGAUUCUGGAGGAAGAUUUGAAUAUAGGAGUUACUUUUGCUUUUGCCCUAGGAAUGAUAGUUUUCAACAUGUUUAUGUACUUGGUACCCUUGCCUGCAUUUGUGAAGGCUAAAUUCAGGGAAUAGAGAAAAAUAUUUUUGUAUCCCAUCAUUUUGUCCUAAUCGUACUUAAUUAGCUAUUUCAUACAUACAGAGAUAUGCACAAAAACACAAAAGGGGCCAGUACUGUAUCUUGUGAAUCAUUCCUGCUCGAAUAUUGCUAAUUGGUGGGUAACAAUCAUUCAUUGACAAAUCAAUUCUUGUUCUAUGACUUACAGUUUCACCGGAAACGACGCCAACUUUUAAUUUUUUGAUGGUUCACCCUGCAGCAUCGGAUUUAUUAGUACGCUUAGUAUGCUCAAGCUUUGGACCCUUUCAUUGCGUCAAUAUUUUCCCAUGUAUACAACUGCAUUAUGUUGAUACUCGUCAAUAUUCUUUCCAUGGUAUUUCUGAUGAUCCCACUUCUUUUUUAUGAUACCUGUCAUAGCAAAAUUUCGAUUUCGUUCUCAAAUAUUGGGGAAGAAAAUAAUUGAAAUCAAAAAUAAAAAUGUUCAGUUUUUUCAAAAUAUUCCAGGAACGGCUCUUCUCUUUAUGUUUUCUGUUUUUUUAUGUCCAGUCGCAAUAUUGUUUUCAAAAAUCUGAAGUUGGGGUCGUUUCCGCUGAAACCGAAGGUGAUAGAUCAUAAAUUGUGUUGUCAAUAAAUAGAGCGAUUUGGUAUACUUGGUACCCACCAAUUUCCAAAAUCCGAUCUCUGAUAAUUCAGAAGGGACAGCAAUGGCCACUUUCUGUGCACUCCUCUGUAUAUAACAUUCAAUGUUGUUAAUAAUUUGGAUGUGUAUAAAUACGGAUUUCUUAGAUAUCUUGAAUUAUCAUAGUGAGCCCUCAGUAUAUGAACAUAGGUAUUUAUUAUUAGAGAACCAAUAUUGAAAAAUAUGGAUCGUAUUAUGUAUUAUUGUAAUGUAUGACAUUUAUGAAUGUGAAACCAAUGUGAGAUCUAUCGUACUACUUAUAUAUUUUUUAUUAUAUUCUGCUUUCUAGAAGUCAUAUCGGACAUUAUUCAAAAUUCAUAGAUUGUUUUUUGUGAAAAUAUUCGGAUCCAUCGAUUUUUAGGCCAUUUUAUACUUUUUAUUAGAUGAAUCGACCAUCAGGAAAAACAGCAAUCAGAAAUAAAACCAAAAGGUCAAAGCAAAAAGAAAAAAAAACUAGAUUUUGAAUUCUGACAUCACUUCUGGGAAUCAAGUUAUAAUGUUAUUUAUUAUAUUUAUAAGGUUCUGAUUAGUUUUUGAGUUUAUUGUACAGUGUAAUAAUCAGUUAAUGUGAGCCCAUCAGGUGCUUCCGUCCAUUUUUUAAAUUAAUAAUUGAGUAUAGGUUUAUUGAUCUACUUAUAAGUUUAUUAGUAUAAAUUGUUGAUAGUAAUUUGGUUCAUCCAAAUAUAAGUGACACGUCUGAAGAAUAUAUUAUUUCAGUGAAGAUGUUAUAGCAAAUUGAAAUAAAAAAACUAAAUCAAUCAU